This is a messenger RNA of Hemicordylus capensis (graceful crag lizard), 561 nucleotides long. RefSeq names its product ras-related C3 botulinum toxin substrate 1-like. Gene Ontology annotation, molecular function: protein kinase binding; GTP binding; GTPase activity. Gene Ontology annotation, biological process: regulation of cell shape; small GTPase-mediated signal transduction; motor neuron axon guidance. Bases 10 to 561 code for a protein of 183 amino acids. NCBI's taxonomy places the organism in Eukaryota, Metazoa, Chordata, Lepidosauria, Squamata, Cordylidae. The transcript has a single exon. Gene Ontology annotation, cellular component: cell cortex; plasma membrane; cytoplasmic vesicle. The record is from RefSeq and is a predicted model, not a curated record.
GCAACCCCAAUGCAGGCCCUCAAGUGUGUGGUCGUGGGGGAUGAUGCUGUAGGGAAAACAUGCCUAAUCAUCAGUUAUGCAACCAAUGCAUUUCCUCAUUACGUGCCCACUCUUUUUGACAACUAUUCUGUCAAUGUGAUGGUUGAUGGCAAACCACUCCACCUGGUUUUGUGGGAUACAGCUGGACAAGAGGACUAUGACCAGAUCCGCCCAUUAUCCUAUCCGCAAACAGAUGUGUUCUUACUUUGCUUUUCUCUUGUGAAUCCUGCAUCCUUCAUAAGCAUUCGUGCAAAAUGGUAUCCUGAAGUGCGGCGUUAUUGCCCUGAUACCCCCAUCAUACUGGUGGGUACCAGACUCGAUCUCCGAGAUGCCAAAGACCCCGCUGAGCAACAGAAGGAGAAGAAGCUGACUGCAAUCACCUACCCACAAGGCCUUGCCAUGGCCCAAGAGAUCGGGGCAAUAAAAUACAUAGAAUGCUCAGCACUUACACAGCAAGGACUGAAGAUGGUCUUCAAUGAAGUUAUUCAAGCAGUUCUCUGCCCCGCCUCUCAUCAAGAAUAG